AUGCUGCUGCCGUGUGCGAGGCGUGCCGUUCUGAACCCUAUGAUGCACUGUUACGGUGCAUCAUCCAUAUCCGUCCGAAAUUGCUAUGAUCCGAGGAACAAGAUCUCUGGUGCGUAUAAUCCCAACAUAAAGAGAGUUGGUCCGUCACUUGUAAUUGAUGGGACGUCAUCAUUCAUGACGAGACCGGUAUUCGAGCAGCUAACAAGGCUGCAAAGGACUCAUGACGCUGGUCCAGAAUUUGGCGUUCAGCCGAGCAAAUGGCAAAGGCUUUUUUUGAUCAUCACUAAAAUGUAUCGAAGUCAGGACGACAUUCCUCUUUAUGUGGCGUGCGGCACCAUGAACCGUAUGCACGACCGAAUGCGUAUCGUCGCAACUUCUCUGGGAGUCGCUGGAUUCUUCAUUCUCUUCUACUACUGCCAUUACGCGAACGUUAACAGAGUUAUGCGCGAUCGCAACGCCGGAUAUCAGUUGUCAGGAAACCAAUUCUAA
Necator americanus (New World hookworm) is the source of this 489-nucleotide messenger RNA. RefSeq lists its product as uncharacterized. Lineage: Eukaryota; Metazoa; Nematoda; Chromadorea; Rhabditida; Ancylostomatidae. The transcript has 4 exons. Bases 1 to 489 code for a protein of 162 amino acids. The record is from RefSeq and is a predicted model, not a curated record.